Molecule: messenger RNA, 1510 nt
Organism: Zerene cesonia (dogface butterfly)
Lineage: Eukaryota; Metazoa; Arthropoda; Insecta; Lepidoptera; Pieridae
Product: glycine-rich cell wall structural protein-like
Exons: 3
Coding region: 109-1377 (422 amino acids)
Source: RefSeq, a predicted model, not a curated record
GUUAGCGCAGAGGGGUGUUGUACAUUCACUGUCAUAUAAAAGGCACGCGUGGAGAGUAAAGUGCAUAGAACCAUCUGAACGAUACGGCGAGGAUAGCUGCUACUCAUCAUGGCUUCCUGUUUCGCCCUCGGCUGUUUCCUGUUGGCUAGCAUUGGCAUCAGCUCCGCAACAUUCGGUGGACAUGAACACGUUCACAUCCGAGUUCACAUACCAGACGACCACCAUUCAUCAAAAGAAGUAGUUGUUCAUGAUCACCACGAUGACCACGGCGGUGGCGGCUUCGCCGAACAUUUGCAUGGCGGUUUCGUUGACCACUUGAAAGGUCACGACCACGGACACGGCGGCGGUGGAUUCGGCGGAGGAUUUGGUGGAGGCUAUGGAGGCCACGAUGUAGGUGGCGGACAUGGAUAUGAUUUGGGAGGUGGUCAUGACAGCGGUCAUGGAGGUUUCGGCGGUGGACACGGUCACGACUUAGGAGGUGGCCACGGAGGAUACGACCUGGGUGGCCACGGCGGAGGUUUCGGCGGUGGACAUGAUAUUGGAGGUCACGGCGGAGGUUUCGGCGGUGGACAUGAUAUUGGUGGUCACGGAGGUGGAUUUGGAGGUGGAUAUGGAGGUGGUCACGAUCUGGGUGGUUAUGCUGGUAGUUUUGGCGGUGGUCAUGGAGGCGGUCAUGAUAUCGGCGGCGGGUUUGGCGGUGGUCACGGAAGCGGUCACGAUAUCGGCGGUGGUCACGGCGGUGGAUUUGGAGGCGGCCACGGUAGCGGUCACGAUCUAGGUGGUUAUGGAGGCGGUUUUGGUGGUGGUCACGGAGGUCAUGAUCUUGGUGGUCAUGGAGGCGGUUUUGGCGGUGGUCACGAUAUAGGAGGUGACCAUGGUGGAUACGAUCUAGGUCACGGUAUCGGCGGUGGACACGGAGGAUUCAGCGCCAGCGUUGGAGGCCACGGUGGAUUUGGUGGCGACCACGGUCACGGCGGUGGCUUCAGCGGCGGUAACAGCUUAGACAUCGGUGGCGGAGGAUACGGUCAUGAUGAUCAUGGGAGUAGUUACUCCAGCCAUGGAUCUGGUCAGGAUAGUUACACUGUCGCAUUAGCUGGAAGUCAUGGCUCCGGCGGUUUAGGCGACUUCGGUGGUCAUGACAGUUAUUCGAGUGGAGGUGGCGGCCAUGGAGGAGAUAGCUACAGCCUCGGCCACGGUUCUGGAGGAUUCGGUCAUGGUGACUACAGUGUAGGUGCUGGCGGUGGACACGGAGGCUCUAUUGGAGGAAGCGAUUUUGGGGGCCAUGGUCAUGGUUCGGGAGGUCAUGGUUUUGGAGACAGCUACACAAACGCUAUUAGCGCAGGCCACGGAGGCGGUCCAUAUCACAAGAGAAAAUAAUUUCAAAAUCCACUAAGUCAUAGCUUCCCUGAAGCCUAUCCAGUAUUAAGGACUGAUGUCAAUGUAAAUAUAAGUAGGUUUAGAAAUAAGUUAUUGUCAUGUUAUGUUUGGGAGUAAAUUGUUAUUACUAUUA